This is a messenger RNA of Heterotrigona itama, 2206 nucleotides long. The record is from the annotation of a GenBank genome assembly. NCBI's taxonomy places the organism in Eukaryota, Metazoa, Arthropoda, Insecta, Hymenoptera, Apidae.
AUGACUAUAUAUCCUAAUAGUGAUUUUGAAUUUUCACGCACAUUGACGAAUAGAGCAUGAGUACCAACCAACGUGAACCAAAUCAAAUAAUCUAAACUAAAUGCAUAACAAUAUUAUAAUUAUAUUUAUAAUAUUUUAGAAUGUAAAAAGUUAAAAGAAAGACUUUCCUUAAUUAUUAUAAUUUUUAUAAAUAGAGAAUGAAAACUAAAAUUAAAAUAUUUGUCAACUACAAAUAUAUAGUUAAACGUAUUAUUUUUUUUAUAUGUUGCCAACACUAUAUACAUCUUUAAGAAAAUAAAUUAUAACAAUUAAAAUUUAUAAAAUAAUUUCAUUAUAAAUUAUUGUCUAUUCGUAAUGCGUCAAUAGCUUUACCAACUAUACAAAUUUUUGUUAAUUAUUAAAUCAUAAUUUUGUAUUAAAUCAUAAAUUAAAUUAAACAUAUGUUUUUCGAAUGUUGUGUAUGUGGAAAUGUUUUGAAUUUGAAGAUUGUAAGUUCAGAAUAUCAUGAUUAUUAAAUUUUUCAUUACAUUAAAAAAUAAAUAAACUACAAAUUUAAAAUUUUAUGCAUAUUAUUAAAAAACUAGAACCAGAUAAAAAUAACUUUCAUUCUUUGGAUAUAUUUUUAUAUAUUAUGUGCAUUGUAUGCAUUUUAGCAUCCUUAACUUUCUAAUAAAUGUAUAAAAAUUCGUAAUUUAAUAAUAAAAUAUUAAUUAGUCUAAUCACAUUAGUAAUAUGCGAUGGUAAUAUUCAUUUAGUAAUAUUAUUACUGUAUUAGAAUGGGGAUUCACUUACACUCAGGGGAUAACUGGGGGAUUUUCUUUUUCCCCUUCCAUUUCUCUGGUUCCGUAUAUUUAUACGGCGUUGAGCUCGUCAUUUGAACAGAAUUGAUUCAGAAUUCAUCAGAGCAGAAUAAUUACAAAUCGCAUAAACUCAAAGGUAAGCGAAGUAUUUGAUAUCUUAUUUUAUAUGUUGCUGAUACUAUUGUUAGAAAUAUAAAAUAUUCAUUAAUAAGUAUAAUACAAAAUUGUCUAUUACUAAAAAAAAAACAGAUAGAUUUUAAAAUUAGUUGUUAAUUUCAUAAAAUUAUAAUUAGUCUAUCUAUGUCAUAGAUACUUCAUUGAAAGUAAUAUAAAAUGUAAUUAAUUUUAUGUAACAAUAAAAUGAAAAAAAGAUAUUAAUUUUGAUUUUAUAUAAUUGUACAAAGAUGAUUUGAAGCAUGAUCUGAAAUUUAUGUCCAAAAUAAGUCUGUGCCUGUAAACGGUCAUAUCGUUAUUAUACGAUUAUAAAUGCAUCGUUAAUGUUAAUAAGAAGAAAAAUUUAACAUUUAAUUAUUUAAUCCAUUUACAAUUAGCGUUGCCUUAAUGCAACAUUUUAUUUAGUUUUCAAUUUAUAUUCUUCAUCUUUUUUUAACGUUAUAAUUAAAAAAGUGGAUUUUAAAAAUCCGCUGAUGAUUUUUUUUUGUCACUAUUUCUUCCAUCUUAGAUUUUAUAAUCUUCCGAGAUAGAAGUAUUUACAUAUAAUAUUGUAAUAAUAUUACAAGAGGUAUUUACAAUAAUAUUGUAAUAAUAUUUACAGAAGUAUUUACAAUAAUAUUGUAAUAAUAAAAUUGUAAUAAUAUUAACGAAAUAGAAGUAUUUACAUAUAAUAUUGUAAUAAUAUUCUUUGCAUUAUCAAACAUUCAAAUUCGAUUUUCUCGAAAAUUAAGAUGUAUCAUGUUAUUUUUACAAAAAGAUGUAUAUUUUUUUAUUUUUUUAUGAAAACCAUAUGCUAUGCAUAAUGAUACUAUAACAAACUGAUUAUUACAAAUAAAUUUAUUACACAAAUUAAUAUUAAUUAAUUAAUUAAUUAUCGUAUAAUAAAUUGUGAUUAGUUUGUCUUACAAUAUUGAAUUGUCUGAAAACAGCUUACGUUUUACAUUUUUUUUUUUUUGCAGAUGGACAAAAAAGCUGCCAGUAAUAGAACAAAUCAAUGUAAUCCUAAUCAUACAUCAACUGGGCAAGGGCACAAAUCCGGAUAUUAUGGAACCGGUACAAAAGCUGAUUUAGAUAAUCAUGCCAAUCAACUGAAUCCCAAUAAUCAAUUAUACAAAAAAGCAUCUCGCAGCUUCCAUCAAACUACUGCAUCAGCUACACUCAUAUUGCUUAAACUAACGUGUGAACUAUGCGGCCUGUUAAGGCCUUGGAAGACGUUGGAUUAUUAUAACUAA